AAAAUAAAUCCGCAAUUCUAAUAAUUUACAUUAUUUCCAAAAUGUUCAAACUAGUAACUUUGUUCUUUGCUGUUGCUGUAGCAGCACAUUGCGUAUCAGCAGGAGAGGUAACAGGGGAGCUAGCAAAAUUAGGCAAAGUUUUACAUGUCGCAUGUAGCAGUAAAUUCGGUGUUUCUGAAGAAGAAAUUGACAAGCUGAAAAAAGCAGAAUUCGACGAUCAUUCAGAUAAACAAAUGAACUACCUGACCUGCCUUUACGACAGUAGUGGCGCUAUUAAUGCAGAUGAUACUUUGAAUACAGCCGUAAUUGAAAAGUUAGCUCCAGAUGCAAUAAAAUCGACGGCACCAGGAGUCUACAAAAACUGCUGGGAAAAACAGACGGAAACCAAUAAAGUUCAGAAAAGGUGGAACUUCCAAAAAUGUCUCUAUAAUGCGGGUUCUCAGUAUCACAUUAUCUUGUAAGAUACCUGGAAUCCCUACCACGGAAUUAUUUACACUGACCAUGCUCAUACAGUUUUUGUUAAGAUAUUAUUUUUGUUAAUAAAAUUGAAAAUAUUAUA
Diabrotica virgifera virgifera (western corn rootworm) is the source of this 559-nucleotide messenger RNA. RefSeq lists its product as uncharacterized. Gene Ontology annotation, molecular function: odorant binding. NCBI's taxonomy places the organism in Eukaryota, Metazoa, Arthropoda, Insecta, Coleoptera, Chrysomelidae. The transcript is spliced from 6 exons. Bases 42 to 461 code for a protein of 139 amino acids. The record is from RefSeq and is a predicted model, not a curated record.